UUCUCCCUCGUCGUCUUGGUUGAGAGAAGAAUCAACGGUUACCAUACAAAAUAACUGACAAAGCUAACUGCUUCAACUGAACUGAGCGCCAAAAAUGAUAUCUCUCACUCCUUCUAUCGUCUUCUUCACCACUCCCACACGCCAUAACCAUACUCCUCGUUUCACUGCUCCCUGUUCAACCCUCCAAGAGCUCCACAGCUCAUCCGACGAAGAGACCCCACUUCUCCACACGCCGGUGCCGUUCCCGCCGAUCAAGGCCGCGAAGCGAGUUGUUCUGGUGAGGCACGGCCAGAGCACUUGGAAUGAGGAGGGCCGGAUCCAAGGGAGCUCCAAUUUCUCUGUUCUCACCAAGAAAGGCGAGGCUCAAGCCGAGACCUCGAGGCAAAUGCUCAUCGAUGACGCCUUCGAUGUUUGCUUCUCCAGUCCUCUUGAGCGAUCGAAGAGAACUGCUGAGAUUAUUUGGGGUAAUCGGGGAGAGGAAGUGAUUACUGAUUUGGAUUUGAGAGAAAUCGACUUGUAUUCCUUUCAAGGGCUUUUAAAGCACGAAGGGAAAGCAAAAUUUGGGGAGGCUUUUCGAAAAUGGCAGGUGGAUGCUGCGAAUUUCAACAUCGACGGGCAUUAUCCGGUGAGAGAGUUAUGGGAUCGAGCUAGGAAUUGUUGGGACAAGAUACUUGAACAUGAGGGGAGGUCUGUUCUUGUGGUUGCUCACAAUGCUGUUAAUCAGGCUCUUGUUGCUACUGCUAUUGGAUUAGGAACUGAGUAUUUUAGGGUAUUGCUUCAGAGCAAUUGUGGAGUGAGUGUUUUGGAUUUCACUCCAAAAAUUGAGGGCGGAUCGCCAUCUAUUUGUCUUAAUCGUUUAAAUCAGACACCAAACUCACCUGUAGGUGGAAGUUCUGGAGGAAGGAAAACAAGCAAGAGGUUCAUACUUGUGUGCCAUGGAUUUACACAAACUAAUGUAGAGGCUAGCAAUCCUUUAUCUGGGGAUAAAUCUAUGAACAUGCUUGGUGUUAUACAGUCCCAGAAAAUUGCUGAGCUACUUCUUGAUACGAAAGUUAGUUCUAUUAUUAGCAGUCCAAAGAGUGCUUGUGUCGAAACAGCCAAUGCCAUCUCCAGAGUACAAGAAGCUGCCGAAUGCUUGGGAGCUGACUGCGUGCCUCGGUAUGUGGAAAUGAAGCAAACACAGAACCUGGAUGUUGAAAACAUCCUUCAGCAAUCAAAUAAGGACUCCAGUGUGGUUCCACCUCUUCAGCAUGGUUGUUUAAAUGGUUUCGAGGACUCGAUCCUUUCGGCAGUGUGGGAACAAUCAGAGAAAGCAUGGGAAUAUCUGCUCGAGGAACUAGCCAGUGAAGGUGAAGCAGAUAGAGUUGUUGUUGUGGUUGGUGAUCCUGCAAUUAACAUCGCACUAAUGGUGCACUGCCUGAAUCUGACAAAGGAAUGGAUGGGAUCAUUUCAUCUUGACUCCGGAAGCAUCAGCAUCGUUGAUUUCCCCGAUGGCCCAGCCGGAAAUGGCGUUAUCCGAUGCAUAAAUUAUACAGCUCAUUUGGGAAGAUGGUCAAUUCCAAUCACAAGAUUAUCAGUGGAUGAUGAAGCAUUCUAGAUGUAAAUUUUUGUAAAUAUUAAGUUUUAUGCCCGAUUAUGUAUUUGAUAUUAUAUGUAUGAUACAAAAUUUUUAGAUGAUUGAUUUGAAUCCAAUGAGAUCACAAGUCUGCAAUA
Humulus lupulus (European hop) is the source of this 1713-nucleotide messenger RNA. Its product is annotated as probable 2-carboxy-D-arabinitol-1-phosphatase. The transcript has 9 exons. The record is from RefSeq and is a predicted model, not a curated record. Lineage: Eukaryota; Viridiplantae; Streptophyta; Magnoliopsida; Rosales; Cannabaceae. Bases 95 to 1597 code for a protein of 500 amino acids. Gene Ontology annotation, molecular function: phosphatase activity.